UAAUAUCACAUCAAUCCGCAAUAAGAAGCAAGAUCUUUCACCCCUCAAUUGAAAUUGAAAGAUAUACACAUCCUUUUCCUUCCUUAUCAAACCCUACUACAACACACCCACAUAUAUGUAUAUCUACGCGUACAUGUUUGAAUUGAAUUCAUAGGAAGGAAGGUAAUUGGUAAUGGCGUCUUUAUGUUUAAGAAACGAGAUGAUGGUAGUCGACUCCGCAACAAAAGCAGAAUCAGACGAAGAAAGCGGUUGUUACUCAAAUGCUGCACCCAUAAUUGGUGUUAAUAUUGCUCUUGCUUUUAUCGAUUUCCUCAUUGCCUUCCUUGCAUUCUAUCAGUUGAUUAGGAUACAUUCUAGGAAUUCACAAAGGGGGUGGACUCGCCAGAAAGUGUUUCAUCUAAUGAUUGGUUCUUCCAACACAGGUUAUGGUAUUUAUUUCAUAUUAACUCUUGUUGCUGCUUGUAAGAAUUGGGUAUGCUGGUCAAACUCUUGCGGUUUUGUAGUUUUGGCAUUGCCCAAGAUUCUAUUUCUUGCAGCAUUUCUUCUUCUGCUAUCUUUCUGGAUUGACCUUUGCCAUCAGGCAAAUGAUGAAGAAGAAGAUGAAGGUAGUCCCCGGGAAGCUUUACUAAAGAAAGCGAACAAGCCCAAUUUGAAGGUUUAUAGUCGAAGAAGAUGCUGCAGUUUUCGAGUCUUUCCUGUUGGCAGCCGUCAACAAGUUGUGAUAUUGGUGACUCUGUUAAUAUUUGUGAUAAUGCUGGCAUCAGCUGUGCUUAUAUGGAUCGGUCUGGGAAAGAAUCCCAUUGAUUCAUCAGUUGUGGCACGGGUGUAUGUAGAUACUUUUGCCAUUGCAAUGCUUUUCCUAGGGGGCGCAUUAGCAUGCUAUGGAUACGUAUUGGUCUCAAAAAUGAGUAAAGUGCGAUCCGAGAGGACUUCUUCCGAAAUGUGGAAGGUUUCUGGUCUUGCCAUAGUUUCUGUUGUAUGUUUUACCUCAAGUUCAGUUGUUGCUUUUUUCACAAAUAUACCAGUGCUGUAUCAUUGUGAUUGGCAUAGCAUUGGAGGCGUCUAUGCUUCUCUUCUACUGAUUGUAUAUUAUUUUAUAGGUUCAUCUGUACCUUCAGCCUUUGUAUUAUGGGUAAUGAGAGAACUGCCUCCUUCAAUUACUAUCAAUGCACCCGAAGAAUCAAGAACACUAACUUUUGUCAGCGACCAUCCAGCUACAACACAACCACAGCAUUGGACUGCCAUUACGACUGCACAAAAUCAGGUAUCUAGGGCAAGUCCGAUAUGACUGCAAUUAUGCAAAUAGUUAACGACGUUAUUCCUUAGCUUGAAAAAGAAAGUGGAUGAAAAGUGGCCAAGGGUAUGCAAGCACUGGAAGAGCUGAAUGUUUUCGCAUCCAAAGACCAAAGUACAGAUCGUUGCUUUCAUUUUGAUAGUUUAGGUUCUUGUACAUAGCAGCAAAAUCUCCUCGGUUUUUCUUUUCUUUUUUUCUAACUUAAAUGUUCUCUUCUUUUUUCUAAAAGAAAUUUCCUUUUAGGUUAGUUAUUUAAUGUAUUUGCAAACUGUAUUACAUGUUUUCUUUAUUAUAAUAACUUCUUUGUUUUAAAA
Molecule: messenger RNA, 1608 nt
Organism: Erigeron canadensis
Lineage: Eukaryota; Viridiplantae; Streptophyta; Magnoliopsida; Asterales; Asteraceae
Product: tobamovirus multiplication protein 1
Exons: 13
Coding region: 173-1288 (371 amino acids)
Source: RefSeq, a predicted model, not a curated record